AUGGUGCACAGGUUCUUCGACUGCUCGGUCACAGGAUGCAAGAGACCAAGCGCCCGCGCAGUCGGAGCCGGCUGCGACAUGUGCAGCUCCUAUUUCUGCGGCCUUCACAUGUCUCGGGAUCAUCACAAGUGUCCCAGCACUGGGGACCUGGACGAUGCAGCCUACACCGCGCUCAUCGCCGCUGAGAUCGGCCGCCUCCGAGAGCAGAUCAACGAGAAGGCGGUCUGCGAACUCGCUUCCAGCCUGAGCGAGGGCAAGCCUUGCACUCUCGAACACCCCUCAAGGAUCGUUGGCGCGGACGCUCUGACCGGAUGUGCGAAUUACCACGUCCGCAUCCGCUUCGAUGACAGGUCCCCGUCCUGGCUUAUGCGCGUGCCGCGGGUCACGGGCUUUGCAGUCGGAUUUCCCAUCUCACUUGCAGAAUAUUCAAUACGCAGCGAGUAUGCAACGCUGAAGUUUCUCGAAACCACGACAGUCCCCGCGCCACGGGCUUUCGCGUUCGGUAUCCCCUCCGAGAACACCGACCACGGCGUCGGAGUGUGCUUCCUGUUCAUGGAAGAGCUCCCUGGCAAGCCUUGGGACGGUCGAGGAGACGCGAACAAGGUCUGGAAGGGUCUCACGGGGAUAUUGGCUGAGCUAGAGAGGUACCCAUUCACGAAGGCGGGUUCUUUGUAUGUUAAAGAUCCUGGCGACCUGCCGUGUGUCUCCUCCACCGCGAGCGACAGGUUCGUGUGCCUUGAUCCAUAUGGGCCAUUUGAAACCUCGCAGGAAUACUACACCGCGUGGGCCGAACAGUACCUCACCUUGAUCGCUGAUGGUCAGCUCUACCCUCAAUUUCCAGUCGAGGCUUAUUUGGUUUAUCGCUUCCUCCAAGAAAAUGCAGCCCAGCUGUGCGAUUCAGAGGGCGGCUUCUAUCUGAAACACGUCGACGACAAGGGCGACCACCUGAUGGUCGACGAAGACCUCAACAUCACAGGCAUUAUCGACUGGCAGAUGGCGCGUGUUGUCCCACGACGGGAGGCUUUUGGGCUCGACCUCGUAUCAGCCGACAUGAGAACUCUUUGUGAUGGGGACGUGUCGCUUAGCAUAGAGGACGUUGCGCUAGGUAAGGCUGUGAAUGAGGAGAUCCUGGGGAUGGAGCCACUCACAAAAGAUGAGCGUGUGAGAAGAUUCUUCUGGGGCCUGGGCCUUGAGUCGAAGUGGAAGCAUGCACUACCCUUGGCAAACGCCAUUCUUCAAGUUUUCGGGGUCGAACAAGGCUGGGACGAGUGGAAAGCGUGUGCAUUAGAGUGUUAUGGGAGUGAAGAACGUCUCAGAGCGCUUGUGGGCGACUCGUCCAAACAUGCAGAUCAAUGA
Diaporthe citri is the source of this 1356-nucleotide messenger RNA. RefSeq lists its product as uncharacterized. The record is from RefSeq and is a predicted model, not a curated record. Lineage: Eukaryota; Fungi; Ascomycota; Sordariomycetes; Diaporthales; Diaporthaceae. The coding region runs from base 1 to 1356 and encodes 451 amino acids. The transcript has 2 exons.